CCAAGGGGGGAUUCCUCAGGCAGCCUUUGCCACCUCUGCAUGGCUGCGACCCGGCGAGAGGAGAGUUGUGGCCGCUGAGACCUGGUGUCCUUCGACGGCCUGGCUGAUUCGGGACCCUGCCGCAGAAGGCGCCCUGCCACAGGCCCCCAGCUCAGCCAUGCUGGCCUGUCUGCAGAGGACCCAGAACGCCCCAGGCCAACACCUGGCUUGCCCGACCAAGAGCCUGGAGCUGCGCAAGUGCGAGACAGUGGGCAGCUCCAUGCAUUCCUCCCGCUACCCGAGCCCGGCUGAGCUGGACGCCUACGCCGAGAAGGUGGCCAACAGCCCGCUCUCCAUCAAGAUCUUCCCCACCAACAUCCGUGUGCCCCAGCACAAGCACCUCAGCCGCACCGUCAACGGCUAUGACACCAGCGGCCAGCGCUACAGCCCCUACCCGCAGCACACGGCCGGCUACCAGGGCCUGCUGGCCAUCGUCAAGGCCGCCGUCUCCUCCUCCGGCGCUGCUGCGCCUGCUGGGCCCGCCAAAAGCGUGCUCAAGAGCGCCGAGGGCAAGCGGACCAAGCUUUCGCCGGCUGCCGUGCAGGUGGGCAUCGCGCCCUAUCCGGCGCCCAGCACUCUGGGGCCCCUGGCCUACCCCAAGCCGCCCGAGGUGCCCGCCCCGCCGCCCGGCCUGCCCGCGGCCGCCGCCACCGCCGCCUCUGUCAUCCCCCUGCCCGGCCGCGGCCUGCCCCUGCCGCCCUCCAACCUGCCCUCCAUCCACAGCAUCCUCUACCAGCUCAACCAGCAGUGCCAGGCCCCGGGCGCCGCGCCUGCCGCCUGCCAGGCCGUGGCCGUUCCCCACCCCAGCCCGGCCAAGCAUGGCCCCAUGCCCAGCUUCCCCAGCAUGGCCUACUCGGCCACCGCCGGCCUGCCCGACUGCCGCAAAGGCACUGAGCUGGGCCAGGGAAGCACACCGGCCUUGACGUUGGCUGGGGCCACCAAGCCUGCGGGGUAUGCGGAGGGUGGCCUGGAUUACCUGCUGUGGCCACAGAAGCCGCCCCCACCACCACCCCAGCCACUGAGGGCAUACAGUGGUGGUGCAGUGGCCAGCAAGUCCCCUGAAUCCUGUGCAGGACGGGUGUAUGAGCGGGCUAGCGGGUCACCCCUUAACUGCGGCGUGGGGCUGCCUGCCAGCUUCACCGUGGGCCAGUACUUCGCCACCCCCUGGAACAGCGUGCUGGUGACCCCCACCAGCGACUGCUACAACCCAGCGGCGGCGGCAGUGGCGGUGACCGAGCUGGGGCCGGGGGCAGCCAGGGAGCUGGCGGGGCCCCCGGCGGAGACCCUCUCAGGCCUACCCAGCAAGAGUGUGUGCAACACGGCCGUGCUGAGCAGCUCCCUGCAGUCGCUGGAGUAUCUCAUCAAUGACAUCCGGCCGCCCUGCAUCAAGGAGCAGAUGCUCGGCAAGGGCUACGAGACAGUGGCUGUGCCCCGGCUGCUCGACCACCAGCACGCCCACAUCCGCCUGCCCGUCUACAGAUAAGGCCUGCCCGACAGAUGCACAGACUGACGGGGCGCCGGGGGGGGGAGGCAGGCCGCAGAACAGGGUGGGCGGCACGUAGGGGGGCCAGCCCUGCCCUGUGUCCGAGUGCCCGGGGAUGCCCAUAGGGAAGCCGGGCUGGCUGCUGCCAUGUGGCCACCCGAUGGGGAGUGGCAAGGUGACCUCACUUGCCAAGGUCCCUCCCCACCCAGGGUGGUCUGCCCCGGGAUGCGGGGAGGGCCCAGGGCAGCCACUGACGUCCACAUCUUCCUCCAUCCAAGCUGACAGAGCAGGGAGAGAGGAACCAUUUAAACACAGGAAUGGUGGUUCCUGGCUCUCCAGGAGAGGGGCUCCUGCCACAGUGGGAUGCAGGAGGAAAUGUGAAUAGGCUGGUCUAGAGUCAGGGUAGGGACAAAGCAGCCCCCAGGGCUCAGCCAGUUUCUCCCUCCGCAAGCUCCCCAGCCUCCCGGAAAAAGAGCAGAGGGGACCUACAGGAAGUCACUGGGCCCACAGCGCCCCUCACUGCCCAGUCCUCUAAUCUAAUAGAGGCUCUGGACCACUGGUCCCCCUGCUCCUCCUCUCCUAGGCUCUCUUCUCCUCCCCACCAUUCCUUCCCAACCCAGAAUCCCAUCGCCAUCCUCCAAAACCUGGACUGCCACCUGCCCUCUUCCCUCCAGUACAUCGUACAGGGCUGCUGGGCACAGUUGUGCAGGCUAUGUACUGCACAAGGGCAACUCAUCCAAGGAGACACCACUUGCAUCCUAAACUUGUAUAUUUAUUACAGCAAUUUUCUGAAUCUCGAGGAAGGGGCACCAUUUACCUAUUCGCACAAAGGCACCACAGGGGCUACAAUGUCAGAGGGAUCAGACCCUGCCUCCUUCAGGGGUUCUCCUAGCAAGGGGGCUACCUGCUGGUUUUAAUCAGGAGAGCCAAUGCAACUCCCUUCCUGCAAGCCGCCCUCCAAGGCCUGCCCCACACCAUGAGGGGAAAGGCGGGCAGGGGCCCCCCCAUUAGGUCCCCGAAGCCUGAUUUUCCCCAAGUCCUGGCCCCUCUGGCACUCUGGAAGUGGUACUGUAUCUCUCUCCAAGGCCUGUUCAAGCACUAAGUGCAUUUACAAAUCUCUGAGAAUGUUUUUUUUUUAUACUAAAAUUGACCAUUAUAUUCUACUGUGAGAAGUGCAGUCUGCACUAUAUUGUUUUAAAAACGAAGAGAAAGAAAAAAA
This is a messenger RNA of Phacochoerus africanus (Common warthog), 2741 nucleotides long. RefSeq names its product family with sequence similarity 222 member A (gene FAM222A). The transcript is spliced from 3 exons. The record is from RefSeq and is a predicted model, not a curated record. Bases 158 to 1522 code for a protein of 454 amino acids. Lineage: Eukaryota; Metazoa; Chordata; Mammalia; Artiodactyla; Suidae.